Molecule: messenger RNA, 1486 nt
Organism: Rubroshorea leprosula
Lineage: Eukaryota; Viridiplantae; Streptophyta; Magnoliopsida; Malvales; Dipterocarpaceae
Source: the annotation of a GenBank genome assembly
CCCUUCCACUUUGCUUAGUUAUCAUUUCUGCUGGUUUUACCUCGAAGCAAUUCAAGAAUCCAAAGUUGGGUUCUUUUUAAUUACCAAAUCUUUAUCUGGGUUUUUCACAAUUAAGUAUGGAGAAUGAGUUUUUCCUUAAUGCAGGAACCUCGGCGCAGCCGGAGUUGCAUUUUGAAACAUUGUCAGUGGUGGGAAUGAGCAGUUGGAGGUCUGGGAUGGGAAUUCAGGCAAUGGAGCUAAAUUGCUCUGUUGAUCAGUCUGUGGACUGCGUUUUUAAUCCCAAUUGGGAAAAGUCAACAGAUUAUGGUGUCCAAUUUGACUCUGCCCUGAGUUCCAUGGUGUCGUCGCCGGCAGCGUCGAAUUCGAAUAUUCCCCAUGAGAGCUUCGUGAUCAUGGAGUUGAUUGGGAAAUUGGGGAACAUUGGUAACUCCGGAGAGAUCUUGCCGCAUUCUCAGCCGUUGUUCGCUUCUUACAUUAAUGGCAAUAACAGCACCAACACUUCCUGUUAUAGCACUCCCCUGAAUUCCCCUCCUAAGCUGAACGUGCGGGUUGUGGACAAUUUGGUUAAAGACAAGCUACCCAGUUUGGGAAAAUCAAUGCCCAUGAAUUCCAGUGUGGCUGAUUUCUCCGCCGACCCCGGAUUUGCAGAGAGGGCGGCGAGUAAGGUGUCCCGCGUUUCAAGCAGUCCCUCUCUCAAGGUAAUGGGAACACAAGGUGGCGGAGUUCAGGGGAACAAGAAUUCCCCAUUGCAGGAUCGGUCCGAAGCUGCCAAUUCCCAAGAGGAAUCCACAGUUUCCGAACAAAACCCCAAUGGAGAUUCUGGCAUCAAAGCUGCAAACGAUUCGAAUUCAAGGAAAAGAAAAGCAGCAUCAAAAGGGAAAGGAAAGGAAACUUCAGUAUCCCCAUCACCAAAUACUUAUACAAAGGUAUCUGAAACUAAUGAAGAUUCAAAUCCCAAGCGAUGCAAGCAAUCCGAGGACGAAAAUGGUCCUACUAAAGCUGAAGAAGAAGCGAAAGGUAGUAAUGUGGAUGAGAAACAGAACAAGGCUAACACAAAGCCUCUUGACUCCUGAGCCUCCAAAGGACUAUAUUCAUGUUAGAGCAAGAAGGGGUCAAGCCACCGACAGCAAUAGUCUAGCUGAAAGAGUGAGAAAUCACAAUUCAAUCAGAACAUUGAAGUAUUCCAGAUUUUGUAUUGAAAACUGAAUCUAUGUUAAUAUUCAUCAAUCGGACAGGUUCGAAGAGAGAAAAUCAGCGAAAGAAUGAAGCUUCUCCAAGAUCUUGUUCCCGGUUGCAAACAACCCCUGAUGAGCAAACCGUUAAAUGUUAACGGAAAGGUUAAGAGAGGGGCUGAUUUGCCACCAGUUGGUGAGUUGAGGGGUUGAUUUGCCACCAAUUGGGGUUGAGGGGGUGAUUUGCCACCAGUUGAUGAGUUUAGGGGGUGAUCUGCACCUUUUGCCAUCUUUAAUAGACUGUUUUUAAAUUU